Lacerta agilis (Sand lizard) is the source of this 1717-nucleotide messenger RNA. RefSeq lists its product as uncharacterized. Gene Ontology annotation, cellular component: centrosome. The transcript has 5 exons. The record is from RefSeq and is a predicted model, not a curated record. The coding region runs from base 458 to 1717 and encodes 419 amino acids. Gene Ontology annotation, molecular function: microtubule binding. Lineage: Eukaryota; Metazoa; Chordata; Lepidosauria; Squamata; Lacertidae. Gene Ontology annotation, biological process: microtubule anchoring.
CAGAGAGGGAGGUGUGCAGGCUUGACUCUGCAUGCUGCCCAGGUCCUCCUCCUCCUCCUCUCCUUCCAACAGAAGGAAGUGCCAGGGACUGGCAAGCCCAGGCAGGCAAGUGUUGAUACACACAGCUGCUGUCAGGGAAAACAUAAACCGGAGGCGUGUGUUGCCUGUUGCCAGCAGAGAAAAAGCUAUGAAAUGCCCCGCAUAUGCUCUCCACAUAUGCAGAGGAAGGGAUCCCGAGACACAUUCACUGAUCCAGGACAUGCGAUGUUAGCCAAAUCCUGCAGCAGGAAGUCACAGCAAGAGACAGGCUGAUGGAGGAUUCCUUUGGGAUGGACAAGACAACCCUUCACCCAGGAUUGGGUCCUUGGAUCCUGUGACUCUGGGCUAGAGGCUGGCCCCUCAACGAGACUCCCGGCUUGCUUCAUCCUGCCAAGAUCCAUCCAUCGGAAGGGGGUCCAUGGAGUUCCAUCCAUCUUCCUUGGUCCCCCCAGCUGAAGGGAUGGAGAGUGAGGGCCACCUGGCCAAAUCUAAAGCCAGCAUGCCAGGACAUUGCCAUAUUGCUCAGAAGUUGUUGGAGGCUCUCAAAGGCAAGUCCCCUCCAGACAAGAAGCUGCAGGAGUUGCAGCAGCGGAUACUGGAGCAGCAACGGCGGUGUGUUGUCCGUGCCCUGGGAGGGGGGAGGCCCAAGACCCCUUGUCCUGGUGAGGGAGCCCCCAUUCUGGGCACAAGGCGUCUCAAGAGGAAGGUUGGCAAGGCGGCUGCCCACAUUGUUGACACUCCAGAUCCAGCUUCUGAAGGUCGCAGAGGAACGUCAGGAAAGGAGAAGAGGCGCAAAUCGCACAUGAUUCCUCCCCCUGAGGUGUCUCAGAAAGAGAGAGGAGCCCAUUUAUUUGGUCCUUCUGCCUGGAGGGAAGGCCAGAAGCUGGCCAGGAGGAUCCUGGGCCAACCCCAGAAAUACCCAAAGCCAGGGAACAGCAGCUCUCUGUGGAUGGCAGCAAAGGGCACCCCAGAACCGGGAAAAGGUUUGUUGACCAUGUCCCAGGUAGAACAAACCUCUUUAGGAAUGAGAGGUGGCACACACUGCAAAGAUCAUGCCAUGGAGAGAGGAACGGCAGAAGCUGGAGAAGCAGAUGGUGCUGCAGGAUUGGACAAAAUCUGCCAAGGCUGCGGGAACCAGGAAUAUCCAGGUCUAGAAAGGGAGACAGGAAAUCUGCAAAGGCAAACUGGAAGCAAGGGUAAAGCAGGUUGCUCUGAUGGGAAGGAAACCAAGGAUUCCCCCAAGGUCCACAGUGCAUCUGCAGACACUGGGUGGAUGUGCCCCAGAACACUCUCGGCCAUCCGCAAGGGGAGGAUGAAGGAGACCUCCCAAAUGGAGAACCAGCUCAGGUUGGAUGGACAGAGGAGGAGGAUCCCCUACAAUCUUGAUGAGGUCCGGGAAUUUAUGGUGCAGAAGAUGGCAGAAAGGAGAAAGAUGGCCUGGGAAGAAAAGCGAGCUUUAAGGGAGGCGCAGGAGGCAAGGAAGAGGAGGCUAAAAGAGGUGGAGAGGAAGCAGAAGGAAGCCUUCAGCAGCAGCAACAGGAGGAGAAAGGCUUACACAGAAGAGGAAGUGGGCAGGAAGUUCAACCGGGGAAGCACGUCCACAAAGUACGCUAAGCAUCACUGGAGCCCGGUAAGGCUAUCAGAUGUGUGUUUGAGUGGUGGAAAGAGUGGUUGGUGA